Molecule: messenger RNA, 3894 nt
Organism: Coprinopsis cinerea okayama7#130
Lineage: Eukaryota; Fungi; Basidiomycota; Agaricomycetes; Agaricales; Psathyrellaceae
Product: plasma membrane ATPase
Exons: 7
Coding region: 1-2997 (998 amino acids)
Biological process (GO): regulation of intracellular pH; proton export across plasma membrane
Cellular component (GO): plasma membrane
Molecular function (GO): ATP hydrolysis activity; ATP binding; P-type proton-exporting transporter activity
Source: RefSeq, a predicted model, not a curated record
AUGAGCGCGAACGAAAAAGAACCAGGUCCCGCCGACGACAUCCAGGUCACAAACGUUGGCGAUGGAGAGAAGAAGAAGAGGGAGUACAAGGACUUUGGCCAUGAGGAGGACGCUCCGACUCAUGCCAAGGUCGACAUGAACACUAUUGAACUCACGGCAGACGACCUUUACGACAAGGAGAAGGUUGAUUUGGAGACCAUCGUCAUUGAGGAUGUCUUCAAGCUGCUGCAGUGUGACGAGAACGGCCUCACCACGCAAGAGGCAGAGCGUCGUCUCGGUCUCUUUGGUCCCAACAAGCUCGAGACUGAGGAGCAAAACCCCAUCCUCCAGUUCUUGUCCUUCAUGUGGAACCCCCUGUCCUGGGUCAUGGAGGCGGCCGCCAUCGUCGCUAUCGCCCUUUCCAACGGUCAAGGUCGCCCUCCGAACUGGCCCGAUUUCACCGGUAUCGUCCUCCUCUUGCUCGCCAACUCCACCAUCGGUUACUACGAAGAACGCAAUGCCGGUAACGCUGUGAAGGCCCUCAUGGACUCUCUCGCCCCCAAGGCUAAGGUCAAGCGUGACGGAACUUGGUCCGAAAUCGAGUCUGCUAUCCUUGUUCCCGGUGAUAUGGUUUCCUUCAAGAUUGGUGAUAUCGUCCCCGCCGAUUGCCGUCUCACUGAGGCCAUCAACGUCUCCAUCGACCAAGCCGCCCUCACUGGUGAAUCCCUUCCUCAAUCCAAGAAGGCCGGUGAUCAGUGCUUCUCUGGCUCCACUUGCAAGAACGGUGAAGCUGAGGGUGUCGUCAUCUCCACCGGUGCCAACACUUUCUUCGGUCGUGCCGCCUCCCUGGUCGGCCAGGAUGAUGAUACCACCGGUCACUUGCAGAAGAUCCUCGCCCAAAUCGGUUCCUUCUGCCUUGUCAGUAUCGGUAUCUUCGUCAUUGCAGAGAUCUUCGUCCUCUACGCCGGCUUCAGGUACCAAUACCGUCGCGGUUUGGACAACAUCCUCGUCCUCCUCAUCGGUGGUAUCCCCAUUGCCAUGCCUACUGUCCUCUCAGUCACCCUCGCCGUCGGCGCCCAGCAGCUCGCCAAGUACAAGGCCAUUGUCACUCGUAUCACCGCUAUCGAGGAAUUGGCUGGCGUUACCAUUCUCUGCUCCGACAAGACCGGUACCCUCACCACCAACAAGCUCACCAUCGACCGCAACACGAUCCGCACCUACGGCCCCUUCAGCCCCGAUGAUGUCAUCCUCCUUGCCGCCUACGCUUCCCGUACCGAGAACCAGGACGCCAUCGAUACUUGCGUUGUUGGUACUCUCGAUGACCCCGCCAAGGCCCGUGCUGGUAUUACCCUGUUGGACUUCAAGCCCUUCAACCCCGUCGACAAGCGUACCGAGAUCACUUACCGCGAGGAGUCCAGCGGCAAGCUCAAGCGUGUGACCAAGGGUAUGACCGGUGUCAUCAUCGAGCUUUGCACCCGCAACAAGACCGAAGAAAUCGAGAACCGACUUGAGGCUGACGUCGAGGAAUUCGCCUCUCGUGGUCUCCGUGCUCUCGCUGUCGCCUUCGAAGAGGUUGAAGGCGACGACCAUGAGGCUGAGGGCAACGGCUUCGAGCUCAUCGGUCUCCUCGCCAUCUUCGAUCCCCCUCGUGACGAUACCAAGCAGACUAUCGACGAUGCCAUCGCCCUCGGUGUCAAGGUCAAGAUGGUCACUGGUGAUCAGCUCGCUAUUGCAAAGGAAACCGGUCGUCGUCUCGGUAUGGGUGACCACAUGUACCCCGCCAAGGUUUUGAAGGAUGGACCUGCCCCCGGCUCCAAGCACGCCAACCUCGACGAGAUGAUCAUGGAUGCCGACGGUUUCGCUGGUGUCUUCCCCGAGCACAAGUACGAGAUCGUCAAGCGUGUCCAGGCUCUUGGUCACCUCUGCGCCAUGACUGGUGAUGGUGCCAACGACGCUCCCGCUUUGUCCCGUGCCAACGUCGGUAUUGCCGUCGAAGGUUCUACUGAUGCUGCCCGUGGUGCUGCUGAUAUCGUCUUGACUGAGCCCGGUCUCUCCACCAUCAUCCACGCCAUCCGUCAAUCCCGUAUCAUCUUCCAGCGUAUGCGUAACUACGCCAUCUACGCUUGCGCCGUCACCAUCCGUAUCGUCGUCUGCUUCGCCAUCCUCGCCUUCGCCUACAAGCUCGACUUCCCUCCCUUCAUGAUUUUGAUCAUUGCCUUGCUCAACGAUGGUACCAUCAUGACCCUCUCCGUUGACCGUGUCUUGCCUUCCACCUCGCCGGACAGCUGGAACUUGCCCGAGAUCUACGCCUAUGCCGUCGCCUACGGUCUUCUCCUUACCGCCUCCACUGUUGCUCUCGUUUGCAUCAUCAAGGAGACCACCUUCUUCCAGGACAAGUUCGGCGUCAGCCUCGAAACUGGCUUCCCCAACACCGACUCCGUCGACUCUAACGAUCCUCAAUUGCACAUGAUCAUCUACCUCCAAGUCGCCAUCAUCUCGCAAGCCUUGAUCUUCGUCACCCGUUCGCACGGAUUCUUCUUCAUGGAACGACCAUCCACCGCCCUCCUUGUUGCCUUCUGCAUUGCCCAGCUCGUCUCCUCCAUCAUCGCUGCUUACGGCAACUGGGGCUUCACCAAUGUCAAGGCUAUCUCUGGUGGCUGGAUUGGUAUUGUCUGGAUCUGGAACAUCAUCUGGUUCAUUCCUUUGGACUGGGUCAAGUUCGCCAUGAAGGCUACCAUCAUCAAGUACCUACGUGCCCGUCACGAAGCCGAGAUCGCCAAGCAGGCCCUCACCGGCAUUACUGGCGUUCCUCUCACCCGAACCCAGUCCCGUGUCGCCUCCAUCCACGAAUCCCUCUACUCCAACCGUGUGUCGUUCAUCAAGCGUGCGGCCCGCAAGGUUGGCUUCGGCGGCAAGGUCAACGUCCAUGUCAAGCCCGAAGAACUCCAACGCUUCAGCAGCAUCCAAGCCCAAAGAGUGGGCCAGACCUUGGCUCGCAACCCAAGCAAAACCAACUAGACGGUCGCGGACUGUUGUUUUGUUCUAUUGGGAUACCACGAUAUUAAUCACUAAACUGUUGUACUUCUUACUGCCUCCUAUCCGCGCUUUUUCCCUUGAUGACUCGAGAUCGACGCUUCGCUCACUCCACCACUUCUACUCCUUUUUUCCCCUUGGACCUCCUAUAUCCCCAUCGUUAUCGGUGACGACGUUCCAACCCCCUCUCGUCGUCCGGCUAACACGAACACCACGAUAACGGGCCCCCUAUCCCCCACACGCCGCCGAUCCGGUUGUGGUUCUGGUGCUGUUGCCGUCGCCGUCGCGUUUUCCAUGUCAUCGCUCUCCAUCUGCAUACCUCUUCCGCCCCUCCCAGCUUUCACAAGCAUUAUAACCAUCUGUCGAAUACCUCGCAUAGAAUAAUCGAAAUCGAAUCAAACGCUCGAGAACCCACGAACGCGCCUCCCGUCCGUUAUGAUUUGAAUUUUGGAGAUUUGGUUAUAUGGAAGGUUGUUACGUUUCUUUUAUUUCCCCUUUUACGAGUUUUUCCUUUCUAUUGAUGGUGUAUGUCCCCCCUUCGAGAGUGGGUUGGUUGUGGGAGGUGUGGAGGAGGAUGGAUGGAUGGAGGGCAUUUUGUUCGCUUCAUGGGCUGUAUCGUUGAUUCCCCCUUUUAAUGUUUCGUGCGCCCUAUUCCAUACUGCUCUCUUGUCUGUUCUUUUCUUUCUUUCAUCUUCCCGCUCGACCGUGUUCAUGUUCCUUCUACUCUCGAUUGGAUGUGGUUGGAGUCUGGAUUCCAUCUCUUCCACUUCUGUUUUUUCUUCAUGAUCCUAAUGCGUGUUAACGUCGUGUUACUUUCCACUACUCUCUUUCUUCCCUCGUCCUCACGCUUUUAACGUUUCCAAAACGUAGUCUUUACUACUG